CGGAGCUCAAUAAAAUGGAUAUGGUCAUAGGCCUUGUCAAAGGGAGCUCCUUUGGUGGGAGCUAACAAUGGCUCCUCUCUUUCCCCUCCUCCUCAUUUUCCUCCUACCCAGUUGCUAUUCUUUGCCCUUGUGCACGGAUUCGAGGUACCCCGUGGCGUUGAAUGCGCCGCUGACGUUCUGCGGCUUCGCCAAUGGGAGCAGCAGCUGCUGCAACACUACGAACGACGACGCAAUCGCGAGCCAGUUCAAGAGCAUGAACAUCUCGGACUCCGCCUGCGCCUCCGUCGUCAAAUCGAUCCUCUGUGCGAAAUGUAAUCCAUAUUCCGGCGACUUAUUCAACGUCCAGCCUAACGUUCGGACAGUUCCUUUCUUGUGCAACUCAACCGUUUCAUCAAACAAUUUCUGCACCACUGUUUGGAACAGUUGCAAGGACGUAACAAUAAAAGAUUCUCCCUUCUCCCAAAUAACUCCUGGAUCUUCAUCUAAGCUCACCGACACUUACAAAACCGAGGGCGACUUUUGUGCGGCGAACAGCGGCUCGUCCGGCGGCCAGUUAGUGUGCUUCGACGGUUCGUCAGCUUCGUUCAAUUCGGCUCAAACUUCUCUCCCUCCGAACGGUUUGUGUCUCGAAAGGAUCGAUAACGGCACGUACAUCAACAUGGUUCCUCACCCCGACAGAUCGAACCGCGUCUUCGUGAGCAACCAAGCCGGCAAGAUAUGGCUGGCAGCUGUUCCUGACCCAGCAUCAUCAGGAGGAAAGCUGCAGUACGACGAAGCAGACCCGUUUCUCGAUCUGUCGGACGUCGUUCACUUCGACAACGAGUUCGGACUGCUCGGUCUCGCGUUUCAUCCCAGCUUCCCGACGAACGGGCGUUUCUUCGUCUCGUACAGUUGCGAUAGUUCUCAGUCGCCGUCCAGCUGUUCGGGGAGGUGUUCAUGCAAUUCCGACAGCAACUGCGAUCCUUCGAAACUCGGGACAGAUAAUGGUGCUCAGCCAUGCCAGUUCUUCAGCGUCAUCGCGGAAUAUUCUGCGAAUAGUUCCUCGUCGACGCCUUCUGAAGCGAAAACAGCGAGGCCGAUCGAGGUGCGAAGGAUCUUUACGGUGGGGCUUCCGUAUACAACUCAUCACGGGGGGCAAAUUCUUUUCGGACCAGCUGACGGUUAUCUAUACUUCAUGAUGGGAGACGGCGGGAACGACGGAGAUCCUUUCAACUUCGCGCAGAACAAACGCUCCGUUCUCGGAAAGAUUUUGCGACUUGACGUCGAUAACAUGCCAAGUUCAAAUAGUGUAAAUAACGUAACAUUGUGGGGAAAUUACUCGAUUCCGAAGGAUAAUCCGUCUACUGAAGAUAGUGGACUCCUCCCUGAGAUUUGGGCAUUUGGUUUCAAAAAUCCGUGGCGGUGCAGCUUUGAUUCAGGAAGGCCAUCUUAUUUCUUCUGUGGAGAUGUUGGCCAGGAAUCAUAUGAAGAAAUAGAUCUGGUGACAAAGGGCGGAAACUACGGAUGGCGUGUUUAUGAAGGUUUCAAUCUCUAUACUCCUCCAUGGAGUCCGGGAGGGAACACAUCAGUUAGCUCCAUAAACCCCAUUUUUCCUGUCAUGGGCUAUUAUCACACAAAUAUAUCAAAAGUGGGAUCUGCGUCGGUCACCGGCGGUUUUGUGUAUCGGUCAAUGACCGAUCCGUGCUUGUAUGGAAGGUACAUAUAUGCCGAUCUCUAUGGAACCAUCUGGACAGGUUUAGAGACCCCCGAAGCGAGCGGAAACUAUACUAGCACAUUGAUUCCCUACAGCUGCUCCAAGAACUCUCCUAUUGCCUGUGACAUUGUGGCCGGAAGCACCUCUCCGUCACUAGGCUAUAUUUUCUCAUUUGCGGAGGAUAACCAGAAAGAUAUUUACCUCUUAACAGGCAAAGGCGUCUAUAGAGUUGUUCCGCCAAGCCUUUGCAACUACACUUGCUCGAAGGAGAUCAUCCCAGUAUCGCCCCCCGGUCCCCCGUCAUCGGGGUCGAAGCUAGAGAGUUUUUUGGGAGAAGUUUUGAUUUCUAUGUUGGCAUAUUUCGUGUUUUUGCUGAGCUUUUGCUUCUAAAUGAUUUUAGGAAGCAACUGUAUGGCAAUAACUUUGCAUUAUUAAUGGAAUGGUUAACGUCGAUUUAGGCAUUUGGUG
Molecule: messenger RNA, 2161 nt
Organism: Ananas comosus (pineapple)
Lineage: Eukaryota; Viridiplantae; Streptophyta; Magnoliopsida; Poales; Bromeliaceae
Product: HIPL1 protein-like
Exons: 7
Coding region: 68-2083 (671 amino acids)
Source: RefSeq, a predicted model, not a curated record